CUGGACGGUAACGGUGCUGUGGGACUUUUAAACUGAAAUCGGGGACUGCGGUGUAUGUUAGGAAUAUCGGGACUGCUGGGCGGCCCUGAGAUACGUCUACCAAAAAUACAUGUUUUGCUUUUGUACUGCAAAUGCCCACUAGUACAUUUGGAUUAUCAUCAAAUUGCUAGAAUCUACAGGAGAGAGAAACACUGGAAAAAGGAGCGUUGUCUGCUUUCCAUACCAAAUAAUUGCUAGAGGAGGGUAGUGGUGGCAAACGUAUUAGCUCCUGAGUUCUCAAGAAGGAACAGAUUACAAAUCAUCAAGCCUUUUCCAGUUCUUUUUUUUCUGAAAUACUUUGGAUUAUUCAACAUGCCUGGUGAUAGUUUAUUGUAUUUGUUUACCUUUUUUUGACAUUUUUUGUUUACAUACCUCAUUCCCACUAUUCUGUAUUUCAUAUUACCUACCAACUUUUUAUGGUGCUAUGCUGUACUUCACUGACGCCUCUCUACAUCUUCACGAUGCCUGCAGAAAAUGUUAAGUCAUUUAAACCAAGCAAAUACGUACCUGUGGCUGCAGCAACUGUUUUUUUGGUGGGAUCUACAACACUGUUCUUCAUUUUCACAUGCCCCUGGCUUAGUGUGGAAGUGUCCUUUGCUCUCCCUGCCUAUAACGCAGUCAUGUUUCUCUUUGUACUGGCCAAUUUUAGCAUGGCUACUUUCAUGGAUCCUGGCAUCUUCCCUCGAGCGGAGGAGGAUGAAGAUAAAGAAGAUGACUUUCGGGCACCUUUAUACAAGACAGUGGAGGUAAGGGGAGUGCAGGUUCGCAUGAAGUGGUGUUCAACAUGCCGUUUCUAUCGUCCACCUCGGUGUUCCCACUGCAGCGUUUGUGACAAUUGUGUUGAGGAGUUUGAUCACCAUUGUCCCUGGGUAAAUAAUUGCAUCGGGCGCAGGAAUUAUCGUUACUUUUUCCUCUUCCUGGUGUCUCUAACAUUGCAUAUUAUAAGCGUUUUCAUCUGUGGCCUUUUCUAUACAAUGGGACACCCUGAUCAGCUUGGAGAUAUUCCUGCUGCAGUCACUAUUUCAGUUUUGUGUGUCGCUGGCCUCUUCUUUUUUCCAGUGGCAGGUCUAACAGGAUUUCACAUUGUGCUUGUUUUUAGAGGACGCACUACCAAUGAACAGGUUACAGGAAAGUUCCGUGGAGGGGUGAAUCCAUUCAGUGAUGGAUGCUGUCAGAAUGUGAGCCAUGUAUUAUGCAGCUCCACUCCACCCAGAUACUUGAAGAGCAGUCAGCCCUUGCUUCAUGUGUCUCCUCCAUUUUUACACCCAGUAAUAUCAGAGAAUCAAAUUGGCCUGAAGAUCUUGGAAAAUGGUGUCCAGAGCCCCUCCCAGCACUACCAGUCUCAAAGCAGCUUGGAAUUGACUGAGUCACAGUCUGCUGAUGCAGAUCCCCCACCUCCACCAAAACCUGUUUUGAGCCAUUUUACAGGACUACGUGGACACUUGAACACUACAGAAAAAGAGGUUGAGAAUGCUUUCUCAGCCACAGAGAGUGCCCCCACACCUACAAUGUACAGAUACAGGCCUGGCUACAGUGGAGGAAGUGUUCCUCAGGCUGGAACAAAGCUUGCUCGUGUGGACAGUCUGCAGGACUCUUCCAUUCCAACAUCAGAGUUAUCUCGUCCCUCAAGUUCUCGUUCUGAGCCAAGUCUGGAUCCAGACCCUGAACAUCUUCCUGCACGGUCUUCGAGUCUGCGUUCUGCAGUAGGAAUUCCAGGGCCAUUACCCUCCCUUCCCUCUGAAGGAACAACAUCUACCUCAUAUAAAAGUUUUAAUCAAACACAAAAUGGGAGUUUAUCCUACCAGAGUUUGCUUAGUCCUUCUGAUGAAACAGAUCCUGAAACAGCUGGAUACUCUUCUCCAUACCUAUCAGCUCGAGAACGUCCCCGACCUGCAUGCCCUCCUCCAAUAGCCCCCCGCUAUGGCAAACCUAGAAUUAGCAAUUAUCGACCAGGUGAUGCAGAUGCAGCAACUCUUCCACUUUUGACUCUAAGGGAUGAGUCACCUGUAAAAUCAACACAUUCAUGCAGUAAUAGCCAAACUACUGUCUCUCCUUCAGUCAGCCCAUCUCGACAAGGCGGAGUAAAGACUGUAUCUGGUGUCGGAGGCACCACAUAUGAGAUAUCUGUAUGAGUGUAAAAGCACUCUUAUUAUGUAAAUGGUCACAAAGUGACAAAGUACCUGUGGGAGCAUCAGAGCUGGCCAAGACUGACACUUUUCAAUGUGCUUAGGUCAAGCUACCUGUGCGUUCUGAGGAUUUAUUUUGGAAUUUUUAUAAUUGCAAUCCACUUUUCUUUUGAUACCUGUUCACCAGGUAGUCAGUGUUUUUAAAGGACUGUAUCUGUCCAAAAUAAGGAUGUCUUUCUGGGGUUCAAUAAUUAGUAAAUUGUAUUGGCAGAAAAGCAUUUUUACUGCAGAGGCAAAUCAAGCUUUACCUUUGUGCUGCAAUCAGUUUAUAGGACAUAGUAUAUUUCUAUGUAAUACUUGGAUGAUGGUGACACCUGAUUAGUAGUAUUGGAUAGAAUGUAAUUCUCUUACAUAUUUGAAAGUUAAGGUGUCUCUUUCCGGUUUAAUGCAUAUUUUCUUUUCUUUAUCAGGUGAUAAUUACUGGCAGAAAUAUAUGUAUGUUUAUUGUAUAUUUAUACACACAAACAUACAAAUAUAUAUAGAGAGAGAGAACAGACACUACAUAUCCAGUCCACUCAGAAGGAGAAAAUUAUCUUUGUUUUAUUUUUAAAAAAAAAAGUACAAUAGGAAUGUGAGUCAGGUUGAACAAAAUGUUCUUUGUCAAAACUACAUUGCAGGUGACUAAACUGUAUGACUGUCUAGUCAUCCAUUCCAAA
Molecule: messenger RNA, 2881 nt
Organism: Xenopus tropicalis (tropical clawed frog)
Lineage: Eukaryota; Metazoa; Chordata; Amphibia; Anura; Pipidae
Gene: zdhhc5
Product: zinc finger, DHHC-type containing 5
Cellular component (GO): plasma membrane; membrane
Molecular function (GO): protein-cysteine S-palmitoyltransferase activity; acyltransferase activity; palmitoyltransferase activity
Source: RefSeq, marked provisional